AUGCUCAAAUCAGCAUUUGGUUUAUUGAAUACAUCCAAUAGAAGGCUGUUCAGCUCGAGUUUGGUUAAAGGAAACCUGUCCUUUCAGCUAAAGCUGACCCCCAACGAAAAGUCACAAGUAAACCUCCGCUCCAAAGGAGCUAAUUCCUCUCAAUCACAGAACAAAAAGAUUGAUCCAAGACUUGUCAAGAAGUUUCAAAGCGGUACAACCUAUGAUCCUUUUGACUUCUCCCUAGCAAGGCUGCAUCUAGACAAGAAGUUUUCAUCCAAGAAUUCCUCAAAUGACUUGUUUGAUAAAUAUGGAAUUGAUCCUCUGGACCUUUACACAAACCCUGAAUAUCUUUCACAAUUUGUUUCGUCUACUGGUAGAAUCUUACACAGAGACGUUACUGGGCUUUCUGCUCGAAACCAGCGCCGGUUGUCGAAGGCCAUAAGAAGAUGCCAGGCCAUAGGAUUGAUGUCUAAAACACAUAGAGACGUUUCUUACCUCCCUCCCAGAAUACUGGGCAAGUUGUAA
Lachancea fermentati is the source of this 516-nucleotide messenger RNA. The record is from the annotation of a GenBank genome assembly. Lineage: Eukaryota; Fungi; Ascomycota; Saccharomycetes; Saccharomycetales; Saccharomycetaceae.